This is a messenger RNA of Bombina bombina (fire-bellied toad), 1844 nucleotides long. It is a transcript of the gene CASP6, whose product is annotated as caspase 6. Gene Ontology annotation, biological process: apoptotic process; proteolysis. Gene Ontology annotation, cellular component: cytoplasm. NCBI's taxonomy places the organism in Eukaryota, Metazoa, Chordata, Amphibia, Anura, Bombinatoridae. The record is from RefSeq and is a predicted model, not a curated record.
CAAAUUUCAGGAAGUGCCUGAAAAAAUACACUUGAACAAGUCUUUAACAUAAUCAGAGUGACACGGUUAUUGUUACUUUACCAGCUACAAUUAAACAGCAGUGAAUAUCAUUUACACAAUAAACCCCUGGGCAGGAAAACUAAGAAAAUACAAAGUUGGGGAACAGAUCAUCGUGACCAUGGCAAGCUCACCACAGCAAGGCACAGAAGUACAUGUUGAAAUCGAUAGCAGAAAUGUCUCUGAGGGCAAAGAUCAUGAAGAAAACAUGAUCGAAACUGAUGCAUUUAUCUCCAGAUUGGAUCCAGCUGCAGAGUAUAAUAUGAAGCACAAAAGACGAGGACUUGCCCUCAUAUUUAAUCAUGAAUGGUUCUAUUGGCAAUUAACGCUAACAGAGAGACGUGGUACUAAUGCUGACAGAGAUAACCUCGAAAAUAGGUUAACUGAGCUUGGAUUUGAAGUUCAAAGCUAUAAUAACCUCAAAACAGAGGAGGUAUUCCAAAAGAUUCAUGACGCAUCAACAAGAGACCAUAGUGAUGCUGACUCUUUCAUCUGUGUUUUCUUGAGCCAUGGGGAAGAUAAUCACAUUUUCACAUAUGAUGCUAAAAUUGAAAUUGAGAAGCUGACUCACUUAUUCAAGGGGGACAAAUGUCCGAGCUUAGUAGGAAAACCAAAGAUAUUUAUUAUACAGGCAUGUCGAGGAGACAAACAUGAUGACCCAGUUGAAACUGAUGCCACUGACGGCUCUACACCAGCUCCCGAUGUUAAUCAAGUUGAAGUGGAUGCUGCUUCAGUAUAUACCCUGCCUGCUGGUGCUGAUUUCCUUAUGUGCUAUUCUGUUGCCCAAGGGUACUAUUCUCAUCGUGAAACUAUAUUUGGCUCUUGGUACAUUCAGGAUCUCUGUGAAUUACUUAAAACGUAUGGAACAGCCCUGGAAUUUACAGAGCUGCUCACACUGGUCAACAGAAAAGUGUCAAUGCGCUCAGUUGGCAACUGUUUGGAUCGUAACGCAAUUGGAAAAAAACAAGUCCCAUGUUUUGCUUCUAUGUUAACGAAAAAGCUUUACUUAAAACCAAAGUUAAAACAGUCUUGUAUUGAAUAGUUUUCAAUUUCUGUUGAUUUUUUUUUAAGGGGAAACUAUUUUCAUAUUUCAUUCUGUUCAGAUUGAUCCUAUAGAAUCCUUCAAGGGACAGGAAACGUCAAUAUUUACUUUCAUGAUUUGGAUAGAACAAACGGUUUUAAACAACUUUCCAAUUUACUUCUAUUAUCAAAUUUGCUUCAUUCUCUUGUUUUCCUUUGCUGAAGGAACAACAUUGCACUACUGGCAGCUAGCUGAACACAUCUAGUUAGCCAAUCACAAGAGACAAAUGUGUGCAGGCACCAAUCAACAGCUAGCUCCCACUAGUGUAUGAUAUGUGCGUAUUCUUAUUCAACAAAGAAUACCAAGAAAAUGAAGCACAUUUGAAAAUAGAAGUGAAUUUGAAAGUGUCUUAAAUUGACAUGCUCUAUAUGAAUCAUGCUAGUUUAAAUUUCACUUUCCUAUCCCUUUAAGGGUAUUUUUGUGAACUUGCUUUGCCUUAUCCUAAAUGUAUUUUAUGUAAUGUUUUUUGAAAAAGGGAACAAAUAAUCCAUUACCGGCAAUUAAUUUUUCUUCUUACCAUUCCUGAUUCUUUGUAAAAUAACUGUUCCUGUGAGCUAUUCUAGGGAUAUAUAUUUCUACUGAUUGUACUUUUUUUUUACUUUUCUAAAACUGAUAUCUGCAAGUUUACAUUAGUCAAAUACAUAUUUUUUUAGAGCAGAAAAUGUAUUUUUAUUUCUCAGUGCACUAAUAAAUUUUUUGAAUAACU